Messenger RNA from Chelmon rostratus (copperband butterflyfish), 434 nucleotides. It is a transcript of the gene smim15, whose product is annotated as small integral membrane protein 15. Bases 128 to 352 code for a protein of 74 amino acids. The record is from RefSeq and is a predicted model, not a curated record. The transcript has 2 exons. NCBI's taxonomy places the organism in Eukaryota, Metazoa, Chordata, Actinopteri, Chaetodontiformes, Chaetodontidae.
GCGAGCAGUGAGUAAGGACCGCACCAGUCACACUUCCCGGAACAGGGAGGAGCUGGCACUUAUUAUCGAGGAUAUAAACAAAAUCACUACACUUUGGUUUGAUUAAGCCUCAGCGUUGCUGAACAGGAUGAUUGACAUUCGGGCAUGGGCAGAGUAUGUGGUGGAGUGGGCUGCCAAAGACCCCUACGGUUUCCUCACCACUGUCAUACUGGCUCUCACACCUCUCUUCAUUGCCAGUGCACUGCUGUCCUGGAAACUAGCCAAGAUGAUUGAGGCACGUGACCGGGAACAGAAGAAAAAGCAGAAACGCCAGGAAAACAUAGCCAAGGCCAAGAGGACCAAGAAAGACUGAGCCUUUGAGGGCAGAGUGAGGGCAUAAAAAAAAAAAAAAGAGGAGCAACCACCAUGCUCACAGCCCUCUUUAUUCUAAAUAA